Bombus huntii is the source of this 2881-nucleotide messenger RNA. Its product is annotated as cyclin-dependent kinase 2-like. The record is from RefSeq and is a predicted model, not a curated record. Gene Ontology annotation, biological process: regulation of gene expression; regulation of G2/M transition of mitotic cell cycle; protein phosphorylation. The coding region runs from base 1755 to 2675 and encodes 306 amino acids. Gene Ontology annotation, cellular component: cytoplasm; nucleus; cyclin-dependent protein kinase holoenzyme complex. The transcript is spliced from 5 exons. Gene Ontology annotation, molecular function: ATP binding; cyclin binding; cyclin-dependent protein serine/threonine kinase activity. Lineage: Eukaryota; Metazoa; Arthropoda; Insecta; Hymenoptera; Apidae.
AUUAAUAGAAUUAAUAGAAUUCUUUUAAUCUUGAGAUAUUAUCAUAAUACUGCCGUAUGUAUAAUAAUGGUUUCAAAAUCACUUUAUUACCAAUCUUUAAUUUAUAAUCUGCUUCCUCUAAUUUUUAUACUUACUUCUUUCAUUAUAAAGAUGUAUUAAACUGUAUUCCUAAAUCUUAUGUAUAAUGUGUUUAAAAAAUAUUGCAAUUAAAGCUUUUGAAUUAUUCUACCUAAAGAUAAAGUAUCAUUAUUUUAACAAAUUAUACUUAGAAGCUUAAAAUGUUCAAUGUUUACGUGAAUUUAUUUAAUUUUAUAAUUAAUUCAAAUUUUAAAUAAAAAAGCAAUCAUAAUUAUCUAUUAUACUUGGAAUGUUAAUUAUACAUUGCAUUAUACAAUAAAUAUCUUAUUAAAAUAAAUGCUUAGAUUGUGCAUAUUCACAUUUGAUUUGCUUUGUGCAAGUAAUAACAUUUUUUUAAUUUAAAUAAGAAAUGCAUGAAUUUUUUUAAGUAGUAAAUUGAAUUAUUUAAAAAAUUUAGGAACAAUUUAGUGAAAAGAAUUAUGCAGUGAAGAUUUAAUAAAAACAUUAUCCUAACAUUCCAAUUAUUAUAUUCUUUUAUUUUUAUAUAAAUUAAUAAUUGUAAUUAUGAAUUAAUUAUAAUGUAUACUUAACAUUCGUCAUAUAAUUUUUCUAUGUGUAGAAUAUCAUAUUAUAGAGUAUAAAUGAACAUAUAUAUCUCAAAAUAAAUAAUAUAUGCAAUGAUAUAAUUCAUAUAUGUAAUUAUUUCGAAAGCGAAAACGCAAUUCACAUGAUAUGUUUUCAAAUUUCGUUAGAAAUCCCAAGAUAAUUUAUAGCAAAAGCACAGAUUGAUAAGAGCAUGAAUUAAAGAUAUAGACACAUACAUAUUUUACUAUCUUGAGUUUUUCUAUAUAUUAAUUAUGAUUAUUUAUGGUUAUUUAUUAUAUUAAUUACGUUUAAAACUACAAAAACAUUAAUUAAAUACAUUUCUUUCGAAGAAAGGUAUAUUUACGUUAGUAUUAAUAUGAAUAUGAUAUAAAAAUAAAGUAAACGACGUAGGAUAUUAAGAUAUGUAGAAGAACAUUAAUUUAACACUAAUUUAACAUUACUUUUAAGUGUUUCGUUCGAUUUAAAUAUUUUUUAAUCGGUGGGAAUAUUUACAAACAUAAUAAAUUAUAUGCUGCGAUUAAUUUCGACGAGUUUUAAUUAUCACAGUUCUGGUACUGAUUAGUUAUUGUUAUUAUUCCAUCUUGUAAUGUUCUUUCUUUAAAUAAAUAUAUAUAUAUAUAUAACUUGCAAAUAAAAUUGUCUACGGUCAAUGAUUAUUUUAGUUACAUUUUAUUGGAAUGUUUAGUAAAUAUAUUUAAUCAUAAUUAUGUUGUAUAUAAUUAAGCAAUUAAAUGAAUUAAACUGAACUAAAUUGGCAUAUUAUUACGUUCGUAUACCUGUUACAUUAGCGAUUAUUUAAUAAAGCGAUCAAUCGUGUAAUUCUAUCGAUUCCUUGAAUCGAUUGUUCUAAAUUUUAAUAAAAAUGGCUACUUUGAAGCACGCAUGUCAAGUGGGUUAUUGGUGUUGAUAAACAAAGAAUUUUAAUAAAACGGCUACUAAAAAGUUUCGUUGUUGUCUGUCGACUUUUAUCGAUAUAAAAUUUCGAAAAAUAUCGGAACGGUGUUAAAAAAUCGGCAAUUACGACGGAGUGUCAAAACAGUAGUGACAACGUCGAACGUGACGUUGAGGUUAUGGACAACUUCGUCAAGAUUGAAAAAAUAGGGGAAGGGACCUAUGGGGUGGUUUAUAAAGCCAAAGAUAAGUUAACUGGAAAGCUGGUGGCACUUAAAAAAAUUCGUCUUGAGACGGAAAGCGAGGGUGUCCCAUCCACUGCUAUUCGGGAAAUAUCAUUAUUAAGAGAACUUACACAUCCAAAUAUUGUUCAAUUAUUUGAUGUGGUAGAUGGUGACAAUCAUCUUUAUCUUGUUUUUGAAUUUUUACAACAAGAUUUAAAAAAGUUAUUAGAUUCCGUGAAAGGAGGAUUAGAUCAAGCUCUCGUCAAGACAGGUCUCUUAUGUUUACAGAGUUAUUUGUUUCAAUUAUUGAAAGCAAUUUCCUUCUGCCAUCUUCAUUGCAUUUUACAUAGAGAUCUAAAACCACAGAAUCUGUUGAUAGAUCGGGAAGGCCACAUAAAAUUAGCAGAUUUUGGAUUAGCCAGAACAUUUGGUGUUCCAGUUCGAACAUAUACUCAUGAAAUAGUAACCCUUUGGUAUCGAGCACCAGAAAUACUUUUAGGAACUAAAUUGUAUUCCAAUGCAGUAGAUGUUUGGAGUCUAGGUUGUAUAUUUGCAGAAAUGGCAACUAGAAGAGCUUUAUUCCCAGGCGAUUCAGAAAUAGAUCAACUUUUCAGGAUAUUCCGUACAUUAGGUACACCUGAUGAGAAUAUUUGGCCAGGAGUAUCACAGUUACGUGAUUACACAUCAAUGUUUCCAAGGUGGGAACCUCGACCUCUAGACGAAGUUGUACCUUCCUUUGAUUCUGAUGCCAAAGAUUUACUUUUGAAACUUUUGACUUAUGACCCUAAUCAGAGGAUAACAGCAAAAAAAGGAUUGAGCCAUCCUUAUUUUACUGGAGUUACAUUAGUUCCACCACCACUGCCAAAGAAAACUUGAUCUAGAUAUAUUAUUUCCUAAGUUACUAUGUGUUUUGUAAUUCUUCAUACAAUGUAAAACUGCCAAUAAUAUAAUUGUUAAAAUUAUAUAUUUUUGGAAUCUUAUAUUAAGCUGUAUUUUUAAUUCCGAUAUAUUGAACGCGUCUUUUUUUUUUUUUUAACAAAGAUAUAUAUUUUGAUAUGUACAUUAAAAAUCAUUUAUACAUA